Molecule: messenger RNA, 1971 nt
Organism: Fukomys damarensis (Damara mole-rat)
Lineage: Eukaryota; Metazoa; Chordata; Mammalia; Rodentia; Bathyergidae
Gene: Siglec15
Product: sialic acid binding Ig like lectin 15
Exons: 6
Coding region: 124-855 (243 amino acids)
Biological process (GO): regulation of osteoclast development; regulation of actin cytoskeleton organization; regulation of bone resorption
Cellular component (GO): plasma membrane
Source: RefSeq, a predicted model, not a curated record
GGUGGGGCCUGCAGACCGGGGCACACCACCCAGCCCUAUCUGCUUUUACCACACUCAUGCAGAAGGGGCUCUCGCUGGUGACCUGGCUGGGUGUGGGGCUGCUGGGUCUCCAGAUGCCCCAGCAUGGAAGCGUCCAUCCGACUCCUUGCGUGCUUGGCCUGUGUCAUCCCAAUGGGAUCACUUGUAAGAACUAAAAGAGAUACUACUGGGAAUGUGCUCAACACAGAGGUGCACAGCCGCAACGACCUGUCUCUGCGCGUCGAGCGCCUCGCCCUGGCCGACGCCGGCCGCUACUUCUGCCGCGUUGAGUUCGCCAGCGACAUCCACGACCGAUAUGAGAGCCGCCACGGCGUCCGGCUGCGAGUGACCGCCGCGCCGCGGAUCAUCAAUAUCUCAGUGGUGCCCGGCCAGGCGCACACCUUCCGCGCCCUCUGCACAGCCGAAGGGGAGCCGCCGCCCGCCCUCACCUGGUCCAGCCCGGCCUUGGGCAAUAUCUCGGCCGCCUUGCGGGGCCCAGGUCACGGCUACCAGGUGACCGCCGAGCUGCCCGCGCUGACCCACGACGGCCGCUACACGUGCACGGCCACCAACAGCCUGGGCCGCGCCGAAGCCAGCGUCUACUUGUUCCGCUUCCACGGCGCCAGCGGGGCCUCGGCCAUCGCGCUCCUGCUUGGUGCGCUGGGCCUCAAGGCGCUCCUGCUGCUCAGUGCUCUGGCCGCGGGUGCUGCCCGCCACCGCCUAGAGCUCCCGGCCACCCAGGACAUCCAUCCUUGGCCCCAGGCUCAGGAAUCCAGUUAUGAAAAUUUGGGCCAGAUGAACUCCAGGAGCCCACAGUCUGCCGCAUGUUCCCCAUGAGGAGCUCCUCAGCCACCAGCAUCCACUUGUGCACCUGAGAAGAAAAGGCCAGAGUGAGGUUUGGCUGCUACAGCCCUUCCUGGUUCGCAGGCACCUUGGCAGCCUUCAGCUGGGUCAUCAGCGGUCAGAAGCCAGCUCACAGCAGUUCACCUGGCCUCCUACUUAGACUUCUGUUUCACAGCCCCCAUGAUACUCGUGCUAGUGGGAGCAGCAUUCUGAGUGUGCAUGUGUGUAUGUGUGUGCAUACCUUUAUUGGUCAGCUCUCCUGUGACUGGGACAAAAUAUCCCACACCCACAGUUUAAAGGAGAGGUUUAAUUAGCUCACAGUUUCAGUCCAGAGGUGGCUGGCUUCAAGGGAGAAAUAAGUGUGUUAUGGGGCAAAGUUGCUCACUUCAAGCAGAGUGGGGAAGAGCACCCUUCAAAGGCACUCCUCACCUUCAGCUGGGCCCCACCUCCUAACAGCACACGCAGCUGGGAACAUCAGUGGGAGUCAGUUGAACACAGUACCCCCAUGAUCCAGUCACCUUUCUUGGAGUCUCAUAAUCCAGCCAAAUUAACAACCUCUGCAGUCACGGUGGCUUUGUGUGCCUCCGUGUGAAACCUCUGGACAGCUUUCAUCUUUUUUUCCCCUAGGCCACCAUAGUAAAGCUCCAGGAACCUGGUCAGAGGGUCUGGGGGCCCAGGCUCCAACCUGCUCUACCAGGUUUCUAUGUGGACUGGGAUAAUUUUUUUACCUCUUUGGGUCUCAGUUCAUCCACCAUUGAACAUGAACAGUAAUAGAAUCUUCCCCUUUCGCUGGGGUCUGUGAAGAUCUGAGGGAAUAAGAGAUGUGAUGGGGUUUUUGCAACAUACAAGGCUGUCUCAGAUUUGACAUGCAGUUUUCAGAUGUUGGCAGUCACAUCAGGCUUGCAAGAACAAAGCAUUCCAGAGAAGAUGCAGGUUGGGGUUGUGCAAACUGUGGUCUGAGGAAUAUCAGAUCCUGGAAACUUGGUAGCAGGAGAGGCCUGGAGCCCCCACUUCCUGCCUCACUGUGACUGUUCCAUUCCCUCUGCCCAGCUCUUACUGCCCCAGACGCUCUACAGUCUUGAGGUGGGGCCUCCAGGACAAGGAGCCAAA